Molecule: messenger RNA, 1127 nt
Organism: Ictalurus furcatus (blue catfish)
Lineage: Eukaryota; Metazoa; Chordata; Actinopteri; Siluriformes; Ictaluridae
Gene: ankrd22
Product: ankyrin repeat domain 22
Exons: 6
Coding region: 71-646 (191 amino acids)
Molecular function (GO): protein binding
Source: RefSeq, a predicted model, not a curated record
CAGGAGACACUCGACCAGGGGGACAUUCUCACACACGGCACGUGACUGAGACUGAGACUGAGACAGCGCUAUGGGAAUCCUUUAUUCAGAGCCCAUUUGCCAAGCAGCUUACAAGGGUGAACUCCACCAGGUAUACCAACUGCUCAAGGCUGAUGGCAAGAAUUUAAAUGUUCAAGAUGAAUUAUAUGGAGACACACCCCUCAUAGCUGCCUGUAAGAGUGGAAAUAUCAGCACCGUCAAAUACCUUUUGGAUCAGAAAGCUGAUGUAUCCAUAAGAAACAAGAAACAAAGGACUUGCCUGCACUAUGUUGCUAAAAGGACAUUGUCCUUCUUGGAUUACCUCAUGAUUGUUAUUCUCAUGCCCAUCCUAUUGAUUGGGUAUCUUAUAUUGAACAAGAAACAGAAGCAGUAUGUGAAGCUGCUGGAGAUGGUGUUAAACAGUAAAGCAGACGUUAAUGCUGUGGACUAUAAAGGCAACACUGCACUUCACUAUGCUUGCCAGUGUAAAAGUCACAAACUCGUUCCACUGUUACUGGAGGCAAAUGCAGAUGUUUUGAUACAAAACAAAGAUGGUGAAACACCACUGGAUAUUGCAAUCAGACUAAAAUUCAAAACAAUUGUAGCAAUGCUGGUAAAAUCAAAAUGACAACAUUGCCUGUUUGGUUGAAAAAGGAUGGUUUUGAUCUGGUCUGUAGCUGUGAUAUGAAAUGGCUUGCACUCCCAACGUCUACAAUGAAAAGUCGUCUUCAGGUCAAUAAACCAGCAUUCACAAGAACUCUUAAGUUGAAAAUGUGACUGAUCACGCUUUUUACCAUUUUCUCAUUUAAACACUUAAGGGACACAUACUUACAUUUUCUGUUUAGCUUUUGGGAGAAAUAGUACCAUUUUUAGACUACAACUUAACAGUAUUAGUUAUAGAAUGUUACACAGGGUCAUUAGGAAAUGACUGACUAUAUUCUUCAGGUUUAAAAUGUUUACAGAUGUUUUGUGUUUGUGUCAAGUUUGACAAUACUUUUUUCACUAUACUGGCAAUUCAUGUGACGUGUUCUAAAAAUGGUUAAAGGACAUGUUUACACGUGUACCAUGUAUUUCAAUUUGGAUACUAAAUAUAACUGUUCUAAACAUUG